Molecule: messenger RNA, 953 nt
Organism: Pyrus x bretschneideri (Chinese white pear)
Lineage: Eukaryota; Viridiplantae; Streptophyta; Magnoliopsida; Rosales; Rosaceae
Product: PRA1 family protein B4-like
Exons: 1
Coding region: 1-675 (224 amino acids)
Biological process (GO): vesicle-mediated transport
Cellular component (GO): endoplasmic reticulum; Golgi apparatus
Source: RefSeq, a predicted model, not a curated record
AUGUCGACUCCGACACCCCCGCCGCUCCUCCCGAUUUCUACAACCGCAACAGCCGUCGGCGGCGGCACGGCCCAGUCCCAGGCUCCCAUCGCUACCCCGGCCUUCCGCGCCUUCAUCAACCACAUCUCCGACACCUGCAGCAACGGCCUCGCCCAGCGCCGCCCCUGGUCCGAGCUCCUCGACCGAUCCGCCUUCGCCAAGCCAGAAUCCUUCUCCGACGCCACCGUCCGCGUUCGCAAGAACUACUCCUACUUCCGCGUCAACUACCUCGCCGUCCUCGCCCUCACCGUCGCUCUUUCCCUCUUCACCCACCCUUUUUCCCUCCUAGUCCUCCUCGGCCUCCUCGCCGCCUGGCUCUUCCUUUACCUCUUCCGCCCCUCCGAUCAGCCCCUCGUCAUCUUCGGCCGCACGUUCUCGGACACCCAGACCCUCUUGGGCCUCACCGCCCUCUCCGUCUUCGUCGUCUUCCUCACAUCCGUCGGAUCCGUCCUCAUCUCCGCUCUCGUCGUUGGUGCCGCAGUCGUCUUCGCUCACGGCGCCUUUAGGGUUCCCGAGGACCUCUUCCUUGACGAGCAAGAGCCUACCGCCUCCACCGGUUUCCUCUCCUUCCUCAACGGCGCUGCUUCCAAUGUCGCUGCCGCCACAUCGCCAGCCGUCGUCGCCGCUCGCGGUUGAUCUGAUCUAUCUCCCCACAUUGUGAUUAGAUCGCGAUCAAGGUCAUGAUGGUAUAAUUAGUUGAAUAACCACAAAAAAUUAAUAAAUUUGAAGUUUUUGUUAUAUAAAUAUAUGUAGGGUGGAUUUUAUUGACCAAUUUGUAUGGAUCUGUGUACUUUAGUUCUGAUUAGAUAGCGAAUUCAUGUUUAUUCAUGGUUCUUGGUAGAUCUAUCAAUCGAACUUUUGUCCCCUUGUAUUUCUUCAGUUGGUUUUGUCAAAUACGAAUCGUAAUUGCUACA